AUGGCGAGAGAUAAAGACGUGGCGUGGAAAAUUCAUGGACCGGAAAUCCACGAAAGAUUUCAUGGACUGUCCUUUACCGUAGAAAACACAAAAAGGGCUCAGUUGAAGAGUCUCGAAAAGAGAACAAGACGAAAUGUUAAAUUCCAACGAGCCAUCCAGGGUGCAACUCUUGAAACUAUUUUGGCCAAACGCAAUCAGAAGCCUGAAGUAAGAAAAGCACAAAGAGAGCAGGCAAUAAGAGCUGCUAAAGAUAAAAUCAGGCAAAAGAAGGAGGCUAAAAAGAUGACAAAGGCUGCACAACAACCAGUGAAGGCAAAAGCUCCAACAAAACAAAAAGGUGGAAGAAGUACAGGUCGUGUUGGUGGAAAACGUUGA
Xenia sp. Carnegie-2017 is the source of this 375-nucleotide messenger RNA. RefSeq names its product 60S ribosomal protein L24-like. The record is from RefSeq and is a predicted model, not a curated record. Bases 1 to 375 code for a protein of 124 amino acids. NCBI's taxonomy places the organism in Eukaryota, Metazoa, Cnidaria, Anthozoa, Malacalcyonacea, Xeniidae. Gene Ontology annotation, biological process: cytoplasmic translation. Gene Ontology annotation, molecular function: structural constituent of ribosome; mRNA binding. Gene Ontology annotation, cellular component: cytosolic large ribosomal subunit. The transcript is spliced from 4 exons.